GCAUCUGGCAUUAGUGAGCUAAACCGCAUGCGGAGCGGUAGUGAACGAAUCAGCUUAGCGGUCGUGUUGUCGCGAGUGUUUUGUCUUGUGUUCUAACUGUAAACUACAACCAUAGUAGUACUGUCACAUAAAGUACAAUAAACUCUCUUUCUUGUGUUAGUGAUGUCGAAAGACAGCACCAGAUUAAGCCGAGUGGGAGUCCUCGCUCCAGCCGCUCUGUCAGCAUGUAUGGACGCAUCCGUGCUGGCUGUACCCGCAGCAGGGGCGAUUGUAUCCACAGUACUGAAAGAACUAAGCAAGGCCUUCAUGCUUAAAAAAUGGUUCCAUGGGAUCAUGUCGGCUAAAGAGGCGGAACAGCUUAUCAUGGAGAAGGGGAGGAAUGGCUCGUUCUUGGUGCGGGAGUCGCUGACCCACCCCGGCGAAUACGUGCUCUCUGUUCGAGUCAGGGGUCGCGUGUCCCAUGUCAUGAUACGUAGACAGCAAGAUAAAUACGACGUGGGCAGUGGUGAACAGUUCGACGAUCUCGUGGGCCUGAUCGAGCACUUCCGAUCUUACCCGAUGACAGAGACCUCUGGAGACGUACUGCGCCUAUUACAACCUGUCAGCGGCACCUGCCUCCGUGCCAAGGAUAUUGAUGAGAAAGUCAUGGAAAUGGAUGACAUUCAAAAACCGGACAAUAAAUGUGGUUUCGACGUAGAAUUUUAUUCGUUAAAAUUAAUUGAAGAUAUGUUUGUUUAUACGGCAAAUGAAGGCGCCAAGAUGGAGAAUAUGCACAAAAAUCGAUACCGUAACAUCAUACCUUAUGACCAGACACGGGUGGUGUUACGACGUGGUAGUGAUGAUUCCCAUUGUUCAGAUUAUAUCAAUGCCAACUACAUCAGAUCCUCUCGUCUCAGUGACAUCUCGAGUUCUGUACAGUCAUCCACAGAAAGUCUUAACAGCGUACAUUCACUGAUCCUGCAUAGAGGCUCUCGGGAGUCACUCCCACUGGUCUCCAAGUCACUAUCUGAUGAUGCACUUCGGGAGGUCAGAAAGUUUAUGAAACUGGACAAAAUAAAAGAAAACAAACGACGAAAUAUAGUGAAAGACAAAUCAUAUAUAGCAACACAAGGCUGUCUCACGAACACGGUGAAUGAUUUUUGGCGUAUGAUCUGGCAAGAAGAUGUUAGAGUAAUAGCAAUGAUUACAAACGAAGCUGAAAGGGGAAAGAAAAAGUGUGAACGAUACUGGCCACUGUCGGGUCAGAAAGAGAUGUACAACAAUCUGCUGGUGAAGUCCAUAUCAGAGACAUAUUAUGAAGAUUAUCUUCUGCGCGAAUUUGAUAUCAGCGACAAGACCACGUGCAGAACUGUCUAUCAAUACCAGUUUACUGCAUGGCCUGACCAUAGUAUACCUGCGGAACCAGACGGAGUACUUGCAUUUAUAGACGAUAUAAACAGAAGAAUGCGUCAGAAUAUCGAAGAGCAAAGAGCUCCUGAACAGAAUGUGCUGUGCGUGCAUUGUUCAGCUGGGGUCGGCAGGACUGGUACAUUUAUUGUUCUCGACAUGCUCAUCGACAAGAUUAAAUUAUCCGGUUUUAAUUGUGAUAUCAACGUGCACAACACGGUGAAACUGAUCCGAACGCAGCGGAGAGGGAUGGUGCAAAACAAAUCUCAAUACAGAUUCAUAUAUCUAGCCCUCAAGAGUUACAUCGAUAAUAAUAGCUCGCAGUCACGAAAAAAGAUCUACAAGAACGAAGCGUAAUCGAAGAACACCAAAUAUUAACCAAAGUGCACAAUACUUAAGAAUAAUAUUAAAUGAAAAGUGUUAAAAUAUUGCAUAAUAUUAUUUAUUAGUUAUUAAAAAUAUUCUUACGGCCAAACCCAAUAAUUGAUCUGUAAACAUUAAUACUUUUAAGGUAAUUUUUACUAAUAUUUGCGUUAAAUGAAAUAGACUUAAGGACAUUUUUUAAAUUAUUAGAUGGCAAACGAACGGUCACCUGGAUUCCCUGAAAUAGGGAAGAGACCGCUGUCCAUGUACAUCUGUAAUUUCAGAUGCGUUGCCCACCUGUAACCGACGAACGAAUAGAACGAACAGAAAGAAAAUGUUUCCCCUCACUAUGCGUCCCAUUCUCUGUAAAAUUUACAUCCCAUCUUUUCCUUAUAAGAAAAGGGUGGGAUGGGAAAGGGAUCUAAAAUUAGACAUCAGUCUGUAUUACAGUAUUACUAUCUAUUUAAAAUACUAAUUACCUUCUUAUAACCAUCUUCUUGGAAUCAUCUGUAAAUCUUCCGUUCGAUUAUUGGGUUCGAUCGUUGGAUGAACUUGAAUGUAAUGUUAAAUAUAAUCAUAUCGCUGUAUGUUUGCUUAUGAAUAAUUAUAAAAUUAUACAAAUCAGUGAAAUAAAACUAUAUUUUAU
Molecule: messenger RNA, 2395 nt
Organism: Papilio xuthus (Asian swallowtail)
Lineage: Eukaryota; Metazoa; Arthropoda; Insecta; Lepidoptera; Papilionidae
Product: tyrosine-protein phosphatase non-receptor type 11
Exons: 12
Coding region: 163-1743 (526 amino acids)
Biological process (GO): positive regulation of ERK1 and ERK2 cascade; intracellular signal transduction; peptidyl-tyrosine dephosphorylation
Cellular component (GO): cytoplasm
Molecular function (GO): phosphotyrosine residue binding; non-membrane spanning protein tyrosine phosphatase activity; receptor tyrosine kinase binding
Source: RefSeq, a predicted model, not a curated record